AUGAACUCCCAGCCCCAGCCUCUGCAUGGCGGUGGCCCCUUUGAUCGCGACCGCGACCGCGAACUCGAGGAGCAAAGACAUCGCGCCAUCCAACAGGAGGAACUAGCACGACGAGAGAGAGACCGUGAUCAGACCCGCGAACGCGAGCGAGAACGGGAACGCGACGACGCCGAACGUCAGCACCGGGAACCCUAUCAGCCCGCCGCCACCCCUCACCACAGCAGUGCCGGAUCGAUCCCCAUCCACCAACCGGUUGCCUCUAGAGUUGCAACUACCAUCCAUAGCCCCGGCGGUUUGCUUGCCAAUCACGGAGGCUCUGCUCCUUCCAUGCCCAUUGGCGCACCCACGGGACCUGCUCCCGCUUUCGGCCCGCAGUUACAACAUGAACCCGGUCGGCAUCCUCCACACGGCGGGCCUGGCGCUGCGCCGACAACCCAACAUCAAAUGUUUGCCCCAAUGUCUCACGGCCCCGGCGGCCUAAAUAAUUCCCUAGGAGGGUCGGGCGGACCGGCGUCUCUCUUUGGCGGUCCUCUCCAGCAGGAGAACGGUCGGGGGUUACAGCAGGAUGGUGUGCGUGGCAUGCAACAAUUGCCCUUUGGCUCCAACAUGGGCGCUGGCCACCCCAUGCCUUCUGGCCCUAGUGGAAUGCCCCAAGGUCAACAGCCGAUUCUUAACGACGCUCUGAGCUAUCUCGAUCAGGUCAAGGUCCAGUUCCAUGAGCAACCAGACGUAUACAAUAAGUUCUUGGACAUUAUGAAGGAUUUCAAGAGCCAAACCAUAAAUACUCCCGGGGUUAUCACAAGAGUUUCCGAGCUAUUCGCGGGCCAUCCAAACCUAAUCCAGGGCUUUAACACAUUCCUGCCACCCGGCUACCGCAUCGAGUGCGGCUUGGAGAACAACCCGAAUAGUAUUCGCGUUACGACACCUCAAGGCUCCACCUCGUUCUCGAUCGGUGGAAGUCGCGCGCCACAACUCGAACCUACACAACCAACAUCAGGUCCUGGUCAGGCCUUCCUAAGUGCACGACCAGGGAAUUGGCCGCCAUCAACUGUGCAGCACAGCAUUGAGAGCCCUGAGGUGGCGUAUAGCGUGCCUGCACAAAAUGGCCCUGCUGGAUUCCCUGGUUCUAACCAGAAUGCACCCUUCGAGAAUGCCAGUCCGAUUCAGCAGAGAUCCGUCCCAGCCGGCCAGAACGGAGCUGUUGGCACCCAUGCUGGGCCAGCGCCUAGAAAUGCGCAUACGCCCACACCAACGGUGGCCGGCCAGCCCAACUCAAACGGCAGCGUGGCUCAUCAAGCAAUCAUCGAAAAACGGGGACCGGUUGAGUUUAACCAUGCAAUUAGCUAUGUUAACAAGAUCAAAGUGAGUGCAUUCCCGUUGGCCGGCGGCGGCUUAAGUGGGAGCAGUUUUCGUGGCAAGGAUGGGGCUGGGAAGCCUUUGUGGAGACUGUCGUCUGAACUUGACAUGGAACUUGAGUGCGAACUCGAACUGACUCUUUUGCAGAAUCGCUUCCAGGACAAACCCGAAAUCUACAAGCAAUUUCUCGAAAUUCUGCAAACCUACCAGCGCGAACAAAAACCGAUCCAAGACGUCUACUCUCAAGUGACCACUUUAUUUCACGCGGCGCCCGACCUGCUCGAGGAUUUUAAGCAAUUUCUUCCCGAAUCGGCCGCGCAAACGCGACCGGCCGGCCAGCAGCGCCCGGAAGACAGCGCGGCGAUGGCGGUUACUACGCCAACUCCUCAACCAGGCCUUCCUGCCCGUGAUCAACAGCCCAAGAUGCCACCGGUCGGCAAUUUUGCGCCUCCGCCGAGCGCCAGCAAGGAGAGCAAGAAGCGUCCUCGUGUGGAGAAGGCCGUUCCCACCACCGCACCUCCCGCAUCCGAGCAGCCGCCCGUCUCGAGUUUGCGAUCAACCAUUCAGCCGGCGGCACCCACCAACAAGCGAGCCAAAUUAUCACACAAGCCCGUCGUCGGCGAUGGCAACUUCGUCGAACCUACAUUGAUUCCCGUCAUGCCGGAACCGCUUGGCCCGAUCCCGCUUUCGACAUCCGGCCAGGAUGAUGUACAAUUCUUCGAGAGGGUCAAGAAGCACAUUGGCAAUAGGACUGCGAUGGGCGAGUUUAUGAAACUCAUCAACCUGUGGAAUCUUGACCUGAUCGAGAAGGAUGUGUUGAUCUACAAAGCAAACCACUUCAUGGGUGGAAACCCCGAAUUGCUCAUUACCCUCAGAAACAUGCUUAGGCACACCGGCACGGAAGAGGUCGUUGAGAACCGGCCUGAACCACCGCCAGGCAAGGUUUCCUUGAGCAACUGUCGUGGUUUCGGUCCCAGCUAUCGCCUUCUCCCUAGGCGGGAACGUCUCCGCCCUUGCAGCGGUCGCGACGAACUGUGCAAUUCGGUCCUCAACGAUGGCUGGGCCUCACACCCGACGUGGGCUUCGGAAGAUUCGGGCUUCGUUGCGCAUCGCAAGAACGGUUACGAAGAGGGACUCCAUCGCAUCGAAGAGGAGCGACACGACUACGACUUUUACAUCGAAGCCAACCAAAAGUGCAUCCAGCUCCUGGAGCCGAUCGCCCAACAAAUGCUUACGCUUACCCCUGCGGAGCGGCAACAUUUCAAGAUGCCUGCGGGUCUUGGUGGGCAGAGUACUUCGAUCUACAAGCGCGUGUUGAAGAAAAUCUAUGGGCCAGAGAAGGGCUGCGAGGUCGCCAACGAAAUGUUUAAGAACCCUUUCGCCGUUGUGCCUAUAGUGAUGGCUCGCCUGAAGCAAAAGGAUGAGGAGUGGAGAUUUACACAGCGCGAAUGGGAGAAAGUUUGGCAGAGCCAAACCGAAACGAUGCAUCUCAAGAGCCUGGACCACAUGGGUAUUCAGGUCAAGACGAACGACAAGCGCAAUCUUUCCGCCAAGCAUCUGGUCGAUGUUAUCAAGACCAAGCACGAAGAACAACGCCGACUGCGAGCGACUAAGGCGAAGAUACCUCGUUACCAGUUCCUGUACGGGUUCCAAGACCAGGAUCUUCUCCUUGACCUCCUUCGCUUCAUGGUCAUUUAUGCGAAUGUUGGCGGCCAGCACAACGCCCUUGAGAGGAGACGCAUCUUGGAGUUCUUUGAGACAUUCAUCCCGGCAUUCUUUGACCUUCCGGAGGACAAGGUACAAGAGAGAAUUGCCGAUAUCGACCAAGAUUCUGGAGAAGAGGAUGAAGAAGACUCCGCGCCCGCUGAGCUCACCAAUGGCAGGACGCGACGCGGUAAGAAGUCCGAUCUACUUCGCGGCGUCCUUGACCCGGGCCGUAAUGGCAGUCGCAGCCGGGGCCAGAAGGAAGACAGCGCAGCAACAGGAAGCAAGGAGACGACACCGGAUGUUGGGUCUGCAAAUGAGGAGGAGAUGCCGGAUGCACCAGAAGACCGGGCUGUCCCCGAGGUCUCAAAUGACCGCUGGUUGCCAACAAUUGGUCCCAUCGUCUUGGAGAACACCAAGGACGGCAAGCCUGAUGGACUUGUCGAUGUCGAUGGUGAACUGAAGGCGGACGCGCCCUUUGCCCGUGCCUGGUACAACUUUUACUGCAACCAGAACAUGUAUGUGUUCUUCACUGUUUUCCAGACGCUGUAUAAGCGCCUCGAGGACGUCAAGGCCAGCAAAGACAGUGUCCUUGAGGAGAUCCGCCGGGAGACUGCUGUUAAGCCCGCAAAGAUCCUUGGCAUGGUCAACCCAGGUCUGCACUAUUUUGACGACAAGAACCCGGAGACAUUCUGGCCUCGUACCGUUGAGCUGAUUGAGGAUUUCAUCAACGGCGAGAUUGACGAGAGCCGGUAUCAAGACGUGCUCCGGCACUACUAUCUUCGCAAGGGAUGGACAAUUUACACAAUCCAAGAUCUGCUCAAAACACUUUGCCGCAUUGGUCUUGCCUGCAACAACCCAGACGCUAAGGGCGAGAAGACCAAGGAGCUCGUGAGAGCGUACUUGGAGAGUCGUCAGCAGGAGACUACCAGCUUCCAGAACGAGAUCAGCGCUCGUAAAUUUGCGGAGAAGUGCAUCAAGGAUGCCGAUAUGUUCGUCAUCAGCUGGUAUCCGGGCAAGAAGGAAGCUUCCGUCCGCUGGUUGAAGAAGGAAGACACCACCUUCUACAUGGACGAGAUGGAGCGCAUCCAACAAUGGCAAUACUAUAUCUCUUCUUACAUGCGUCAAGAGCCCACGGAAGGAGUAGAUUCCAAGCAACUCCAGAGGGUAUUCCUCUCCCGCAACCACGCCGCCGCAACGGAGGGUAUAUCCGAAGAGGAUUAUAAACCCAAGCCACUUGCAUAUGACGAGGGCCUGGUGAUUAGGAUUUGCCUCAACUCGUCCAAGAUGGUGUUUGAGAAAUUCACUUCGGAGUGGUUCAUCUACAACACCACCAGCUUCGACUCGGAAGAGGACAGGGUUUUCCAUGAGGAGAAGCAGGCGUUCCAGAGAGAGCUGCGCGAUGAACGCCUAAAGGAGAAAUUUGUUACGAAUAACUCGUGGAUGAAAGGCCUGAGCCACGAGGAAGUCCAGGCAGCCAAGGACGAGUUUCAGAAGUGGAAAGAAGGCGGUAUCGGUAUGGUCGAGUCGCAGCAGCAGCAACAGCAGCAGCAGCCCCCACAACUGCCACAAGCCCAGCAGUAGUAUUGUGGUCAUGGACGUCCUUGGGAAUUGGGAGAGGAUAGGGUGAGUGACGGAUGUUUAUGUGGUGGGUCUAGUCGUUUCAUCUCCUUUCUGCAGGAGAAAUACGCUCUGAGUUGC
Molecule: messenger RNA, 4761 nt
Organism: Neurospora tetraspora
Lineage: Eukaryota; Fungi; Ascomycota; Sordariomycetes; Sordariales; Sordariaceae
Exons: 6
Coding region: 1-4644 (1547 amino acids)
Biological process (GO): negative regulation of transcription by RNA polymerase II
Cellular component (GO): Sin3-type complex; chromatin
Molecular function (GO): transcription corepressor activity
Source: RefSeq, a predicted model, not a curated record